CCCGAAUACAACGACUAGGUUCCCACAACGCAAACUCAGAAUAUUUUACACGCGUACCUACAGCGUCCAUCACUUCCGUUUUAAAACGGAUUCCUGGGGAUUCCGGGCUGUGAGGUAUUAUACCCACGAUGUCUGAACAGGAUGAUCUCGAGUAUUAUAUUAAAUUCCCAACACCUUAUCCACCGGCUCCGAAGGACCCUUCAUCCGGAAACACUGCCGCAGAGCCUCAUGAGGAAUUUGUAUUCGUAUACGACGAAGACAAAUUACCAGUGGUCAUCCUCUUAGGAUGGGCCGGCUGCCAGGACAAAUAUCUCGCUAAAUACAGCGCGAUUUACGAAGAAAAAAGCUGCGUAACCCUUAGGUAUACCGCACCGGUGGAAUGUUUGUUCUGGAAGCGUUAUCGAAUGAGGGAUAUAGGGAGAAGGCUCGUCCAAGUCAUUGCGGAUAUGAAUUUACACGAGCAUCCAAUCUUCUUCCAUGUGUUCAGUAAUGGGGGUGCAUUUCUUUAUCAACAUGUCAGCUUUGCUAUGCAGCAGCUGGAAACACCAUUGAAGGUGAAAGGUGUGAUAUUCGAUAGUGCGCCGGGCGAACGAAGAAUAAGCUCCUUGUUUCGGGCAAUCAGUGCCAUUCUUGGCGGACAUCCCUUUACUAACAUACCGAUGUCCUUCGUCAUCACAAUCUUCCUUUCAAUCUUGUGGCUUUUCGAAGUCAUCGCACAAUCUUUGAAGGAAGGUUGCCCAAUCCCGACGAAUCCCAUAGCACUUGCUGAAGAAACGCACUCUUGGCCACAACUGUUUCUUUAUUCUAAUACUGACGACCUCAUACCAGCCAAAGAUGUAGAAAAAUUUGCCAGUCGGCGCGCUGCCAGAGGAGUCCGAGUACAAAUGGUCAGAUUCACAGACUCGCCUCACGUCAAACAUUACGCUGCUUAUCGGGAGGUCUAUAUUAACAUUGUCUGUACCUUCAUUCACGAGUGUUUGAUACCCGAUAACUCGUCAGAUCUGAAAGAAGCUAGCCACCAUAGAGAGCCUGCCGAAAGGCCACGACUAACAAAAAGAGUCGUACUUCCAAGUGAGGCCUCAAAACCAUUGAUGUAAAGUGAGAUAUUUUACCAGGGUAGCAAAAUGAUCGGCAACAUUAAUACCAAGUAAACAUCAAUAAUCGUAUGUUAUAGAUAUGAUAAUAUUUUUCAGGUAACUGUAUCUGAAAAACUUGUGCACAUUAUAACGCUUUCACUUAUUGUUAGAAUAUUACAUUGAUGAUGAGUGUACAAAGAAUUUGAAUCUUGAAACUGCUCUACAUGAUUUAUUUCAAAUGCUAGAAGCGACGAUUUGUAAAUGAUCUUUUAAACUUUGUGUGAAAGCAUAAUAUCGAUAAUCCUUGUUAGUUUGUGAUACUCAGGUGCAUGAAACGCUUGAAUUUAAUGAAAGUAUGAAAAUCCGAGUGAAAUGAAAUUUGUCAAAAAUUAUCAUGUAAAGGGACAUGAAGAUACGUGUCUAAAAGCUGGAAAUCAUAAUUGCAAUUUUCAAUGAAAAUGACGAACAAGAAUUCAGUGAAUAAAACAUAGGAGACGAAUAUUCAAACUAACACUUUUAGUGAAAUUGUUAUGCUACCUAUGACAAAUGGGAAAGAAAACCGAGUAAGAUUAGGUAAAUGGAUCAAAUGUAGAGGAAAACUACAGAUUUUUAGUACAUGGUAAAAAAUUAUUGAGUAUUAAUAGUGAAUUGAAUGUAAUAGUAUAAUUAAUUUCAGGGGUCUAAAACACAUGUGAAACAAUCUAAAUUAUUAUGAUGUAAAAAACAUAGGAAUUACAAUCACUUCGAUGACGAAUUAUGAAGAACCAGCUGAUCAUUUCUAUCAGCUUUGUUAAUAACUGAUUAGGAUAAAUAUAGCUACGAUACGCAACUUUAAAUAUAUUCAGCGCUCUAUAAGUUGACUAGAUAGAAAUAAAUUUAUAACUUUAAUUUCUUAGCAUAGUGUUGAUACCACUUUCUGCUAUGUAAUCGACACUAAUUUGGUGAUGAAAAUUUUGAACUAUAUAAUUUGUUAAAUUAUGAGGAUCAAGCUGGCCUUGGCAUCCUCUUCGAUAGAUAAUUAUUAAUGUAAUUAGUAUUCUACUGUUUCUCUCUUUCGCUAAAAAUUGGGAUGUGUUUGUGAAAUGAUAAAGUGAUCUAAUGAUUUGUAUUCAUUUCAUGUUAAAUAAAUAAUUGUUAAAGCGUCCACAAAAAUAUGUUUUAAUCU
Molecule: messenger RNA, 2241 nt
Organism: Neodiprion virginianus
Lineage: Eukaryota; Metazoa; Arthropoda; Insecta; Hymenoptera; Diprionidae
Product: transmembrane protein 53
Exons: 5
Coding region: 129-1097 (322 amino acids)
Source: RefSeq, a predicted model, not a curated record